AUGGCGUCGAGCGUAGGAUCCGCGCUCAGAAAGCUUCUUCCAGCCAAACUUCCUCCGUCACUCUCUUCCCAACCUGGGAACCUGUACGAGGUCCUUUCACGAUAUCCACAAGACGGCGUUGGCCAGAGAGUAUACCAGACACGAUGGUCCGCGAAGGGGAUUGAGGGCUGCUAUUGGGAGGUCACAAGGACAAAAUUGAAGCUUGAAGGCACUCAUGGAAAGGCGUGGGGCGUGCUCGUAUGGAGAGGACAGCGGGUGAGCGAGCGGGACGAGCAAAUACGCGGCGGAUUGAAGUACAGAUGGGCGGAAGGCAUGUCUCAAGCUCGCAAAUUUACGACAUCUCCAGUAUCACCCCCUUCAUUAGCAUCGUAG
Messenger RNA from Sparassis crispa, 372 nucleotides. RefSeq lists its product as hypothetical. Gene Ontology annotation, molecular function: structural constituent of ribosome. Lineage: Eukaryota; Fungi; Basidiomycota; Agaricomycetes; Polyporales; Sparassidaceae. Gene Ontology annotation, biological process: mitochondrial translation. Bases 1 to 372 code for a protein of 123 amino acids. The record is from RefSeq and is a predicted model, not a curated record. Gene Ontology annotation, cellular component: mitochondrial small ribosomal subunit; mitochondrion. The transcript is spliced from 2 exons.